AUGCGUUUCUCACUUGCUCUUGCUACUCUCCCGGUUGCGUUGGUGGCUGCUGUCCCUACUGGAAAACGUUGCACCGGAACGAUCUCAUCAUUGAACGAUGUCGCCGCCGCCCAGAAAUGUACAACUAUCAACAUCAAUGCAUUCACCGUCCCCGCCGGGAAGACCUUUGCAAUUUCUGCUCUCGAUGGCACGACCGUCAACAUGCUGGGUGAUGUUAAGUUUGGCGUCGCCAACUGGGCCGGUCCUCUUUUCUCUAUCACCGGCAAUAACCUUUCAAUGGAAACGGCCACACUUUUGACGGCCAAGGACCUUCAUACUGGGAUGGGCAAGGCGGAAACGGAGAUUAAGAUGUCCGGUACCUACUCGAACGUCAAGGUUCUCAACUCGCCCGCGCAUGUAUACAGCGUCAGCAACCCUGCCAAGCUGGUCAUGUCCAAGCUCACAAUUGACAACUCCGCCGGUGACAAACCCAACAGCAAGUCGGGCGGCAAGGCUGCUGGUCACAACACCGAUGGUUUCGAUGUUUCUACCACCGAUCUUACGAUCGAGGACAGCACCGUCUACAACCAGGAUGAUUGCAUCGCUAUCAACAAGGGCUCGAAUAUUAUCUUCCAGCGCAACACUGCUCUGAACAUUCAAAUCUUGAACAACAAGGUUGUCAACAACGAUCAGGCGCUCCGCAUCAAGACCAAGGCCGACGCUAGCAACGCCUCUGUGACCAACGUCGUCUUCAACGGCAACACUGCGACCGGCAUCAAGAAGUACGGUGUCAUUGUUGACCAGAGCUACCCCUCUACCCUUGGCACUCCUGGAAACAAGGUCGCCAUGUCUGGCAUCUCCUUCGGUACCAACAACAUUGCUGUCACCUCUGAUGCUCAACGUGUCGCUGUUGACUGUGGUGCUGGAUGCACUGGUUCUUGGGACUGGUCUGGACUCAAGGUCACCGGUGGCAAGGCCGGCAAGGUGUACAAUUACAAGAACAUCAAGGCUGGAAGCUACUAA
Molecule: messenger RNA, 1002 nt
Organism: Rhizoctonia solani
Lineage: Eukaryota; Fungi; Basidiomycota; Agaricomycetes; Cantharellales; Ceratobasidiaceae
Product: polygalacturonase
Exons: 9
Coding region: 1-1002 (333 amino acids)
Biological process (GO): pectin catabolic process
Cellular component (GO): extracellular region
Molecular function (GO): polygalacturonase activity
Source: RefSeq, a predicted model, not a curated record